CCGCGAACCUGGGCCAAGGCACCAACAAUAAAUCUAUUUCCUCCACCUCGCCGACGAGCCGGCUUUUCUUUCCUACAUCAUUGUCGCUUGCCGCAACAACCAACCCUCGACCGUCUGUCUACGUCUACCCAUCAAUCAGCCGUCAGAUUAUUUUCACGACCUCACCCUUACGCCAAACAACUCUUGAGCAAUGGCUCCUCCUGUCAAGAACAACGCCACUCCCAAAGACCGACGAAAGUCGAACGGGGUUGGCGUCUCCGUGAGCUCUAAUGGCGCGUCGUCCAAAGUUGUCACCCUCGCCGUGACACCAAAGAACCUACGCGCUAUUGUCGACCCUGGUUACAUCAAAGAGGAUACGCCACUUGUCAAAGAGACCAACGGUUCACCUGCCGACUCGACCGUCAUCCCUGCCGUCACGAAUUCGGCCGCUGAGAAUGCGUCCGACUCAAACGCAAACACUCCCGCAGCCGGUACCCCGGCGCCGCAGUCUGGCCCCAUGGGCCCACCGAUUGAUGGACUGAAGAAGAAGGGUGUUAAGCGGGCGGCAGGUGCUGGCGUGAAUGGCAAUGGUGAGGCCAAGGUUCGGAGCAAGCCGGGUCCCAAGAAGAAGCAAAGGCUAGAAGACGGUACCAUCGAGGGCGGCCGAGGCGGCUUGGCUGCGCACAAACUUGGACCCAAGGCUAACAUGGGCGCUAUCAACGCCGGUCUCCGAGCUCUUGAUCGGUCUGGCAAGCCUUGCCGGAAGUGGACCAGAGGUGGAUUUACCCUCAAGAGCUUCACCGGUGUUGUUUGGGAGAUUCCACGCUGGACCGCACCGCCUAAGCCACGGCCGGAACCAACGGCAGAGGAACCCACUCCUGUUUCAGCAUCCGCCGAAGGUAGCAGCAAGGAGAACAUCCCAAUGGGACAGAACGCCCAAGUCAAGAGCGAGCCAAGCAACAAUGGGGUGGAUGUCGAGAUGCAGAAUGCCCCCAGCUUUGCCGCCGCCAACUCAGCCGCGCCGUCACCGGGACCGACACCGGCACCAGCACCUGCAUCAGCACCGACAGCCAUUGCCGUAUAAUCACGGCAUUGAGUCUUCAUCACCGCUUGCAGUUUAAAGUUUUCAGUUAUAUAAAAGAACGUUGCUGUUGAAGUUUGGGCAUGGUCGGCUGGGCAAUAAGGGUUUGGGUGUUAGAAGCAUUCGAGCACGCGCACUGGAAGGAAAAGAAACAGGUUAUGGGGAGCUAUCACCCUACAAAAGCUCGUGUGCCCGCCGAGGCAGGAAGCAACAGUUUGGCGUUUAUGGCGUGUAAGCAGGGAUGCGGGAGCUGGUUUUUUUUUCCGUGUGAAUUAGAGGUGUACAUGGCCACAGCGAGGCCCGGAGUUGGCGUUUUGGUAUCAGGGGAUUCUCACGUCUGGACGACGAGUGUUGCUUACGGGCUCCACUGGCGAGUGUCUUACAGCUUUAAUAUGAGGACAUCAAGGCCUUUGAAAGCACCUAUACCCGAGCAUGUAUAUGCUGUUAUUAUUCUGGUAGUAAUUGCGCGGUGUCGCGC
This is a messenger RNA of Neurospora tetraspora, 1538 nucleotides long. RefSeq names its product INO80 complex, subunit Ies4. Gene Ontology annotation, cellular component: Ino80 complex. Bases 191 to 1063 code for a protein of 290 amino acids. The record is from RefSeq and is a predicted model, not a curated record. Lineage: Eukaryota; Fungi; Ascomycota; Sordariomycetes; Sordariales; Sordariaceae. Gene Ontology annotation, biological process: chromatin remodeling. The transcript has 2 exons.